This is a messenger RNA of Musca domestica (house fly), 1686 nucleotides long. Its product is annotated as transmembrane protein 26. The record is from RefSeq and is a predicted model, not a curated record. NCBI's taxonomy places the organism in Eukaryota, Metazoa, Arthropoda, Insecta, Diptera, Muscidae. The transcript has 8 exons. Bases 1 to 1485 code for a protein of 494 amino acids.
AUGGCCAAAAUCAUAUCGACAAUUAAGGCAACAUUAACCCGUAUAAUUUUCAGUGCCCACAGUAUCAUUGCCAUUUGGCAGGUGGUCAAGAACAAAGAUGACAUGAUGUACUGGAGUCUUAGUUGUCCUCUGCUGCUGCUACUCUUCGAAGGCAUCUUUACCAUAUUCAUAAAGAAGACACAAGAAUGGAGAUGGUUUUGUCCCUCAGUCUUUUUGUAUUUGGGAAGCAUUGUACCAGCUAUUUGGCUUUUGGAGUUUCACAAAGUUGAACGACGAUUAUCGGGCAAAAGCAUUGAGGGCAACUCGACGACGAAUGUUAUUAUUACUGAAGCCCUGGGUGUGCCGAAAGUUAAUGAAGACACCUGGAUAACGCUGAUAGAACAGUUUUUGAUGUUAAUUUUAAUUGUGGGGCGUUGGAUGUUGCCCAAAGGAGAUCUGACUAGAGAUCAGUUAAGUCAAUUGUUGUUGGUGUAUAUAGGAACCGCUGCCGAUAUUAUAGAAUUUUUCGAUUCCUACAAAGAUGAUUCCAUAGCGAAAAUACCCUUGUUGGUCUAUUUGACUUUGGGUAUAUGGUCAUGGAGUUUAUUACAAUUUACAAUUGUGUUAUCAGCCACAAGAGCACGUAGACCCCGUGGAGGUGGUUCCAAUAAGAAGGAUGAACCUCCUACAGAUUGCUGUAAUAACUGCUGUUGCGGCAUCGAUGUUUGGGGCAUUGUGCUUAACGUUAUACUCCAGGAUGCCCCUUUUCUGACAUUCCGUUUGCUCAUUAUCUUCCAAUAUGAUAUAAUUAGCUAUAUGAACGUGUUCUUUACAUGCAAAAAUUCCCUGGUCAUUGUCUUACAAUUGUAUCGUCUGUAUGUUGUAAAUGCCGAAUUUUGGAAGAAUCGUCGUGAAAUGAAGGCUGCAGCCAGACAACGCCAAUACAAAUCGAAACGGCGCAAUGACGAUGACCCCAAUGGCAUUUAUAUGAUUUCCUCGGAGCGUGGUAGUGAAAUGAAACGGAAAAUCAAAAGGUUCGUAAAAGCCAAGGAAUAUUCUGACGAUGAGGUUGUUUAUAAGAAGAAAGCGAAGAAGGACAAAACCAAAAAACGUAAGCGUAAAGAUACGGGCUAUUCGACAGCCAGUUCACAAAAUCUUUAUUCCACCAAAGGUGAUCCAGACAAGGGAGCCAGACACAAAGACAAAAAGGCCAAGAAGAGCAAACGCGACCGCAGUAAAUCGCCCUGCAGCAGCGAUGUGGUGGAGGCCCGCAAAUCUAAGCAUAGUAAAAAAUCGGAUAAGUCGGAAAAGAAGAAAUCCAAGCGAGUUGAUGCUGUUAUUGAGGAGUCAAAUAGUUCCGGCAGUACUAGCGAUUCCAGUAACUCCACUUUGCCAAGUUACGAAGUUAUCAAUGAGAAGAAGUCUAAAUCGAAACGACGCAGGCGUGACUCCACUUCAUCUUCCAGCAGUGAUUCUUCGGAUACCUCUUCCUCGGAAUCUUCGUAAAAACAUUGGCCUGAACCAAUUAUUAUAAUUGGUAAACUAUUUUUUGGUAACAUUCCUUUCGAAAUCGGCGAAAGGAAUACAAACGUUGUUCAUCGGAUGACCGUUAGUUAAAAUCAUUUCGAUUUGAACGGUUCUAACGUAUUUUUGUAAUGAAUAAUACGAAACAAACGAAGCAGCAAACACAUUUGUCGAAACGCCAAG